Messenger RNA from Diaporthe batatas, 195 nucleotides. RefSeq lists its product as uncharacterized. The record is from RefSeq and is a predicted model, not a curated record. Lineage: Eukaryota; Fungi; Ascomycota; Sordariomycetes; Diaporthales; Diaporthaceae. The transcript is spliced from 2 exons. Bases 1 to 195 code for a protein of 64 amino acids.
AUGCAGUUCUCCGUCCUCCUCGUCUCCGUCAUGGCCUCGUGCACUCUGGCUGCACCUGUCGCCUACCUGCAGAUGGGCCGGGAACCCACCGGCAAGCUGGCUGUCAAGAGCAUCAUCCGCCCUGACGACGUGCUGGGACGAGACGCAUUGUCCAAGAUGAGGCGAGGGCAUUUCAACGAGGUGCAGGACGUCUGA